AUGGCAGACUGGAAGGUACCAGUGAGCUACAACCCAUCCUACCACGCUUUUGCCUAUGGUCUCAUGUACCAAGCAGGGGCUGAGCAAAAUCAUCCCAACUUCUCCAGCUGGGCAGAGGCCACAUACAACUCUGGGGUCAGCGGCAGCUACUACUCACAAGCGCAGCAUCAUCAAUCACCACCCUGGAGUCCUGAACAAAACAAUGCUGGCACGAGCAAUGGCCACUACCCGGGUUCUAUGGUAUAUCUUGGUGACCCUCACAGCCAUACCCAGAGUGGCCGCCUUUUCAUUUCCCACAACCGGGCUCAGCAUGAUCCGCGGACGAAGGAGACCGAGCGGCCAAGUAGCGACACUCAGAGCGACUCGGAGACUCAUACCUCACCAGGUAAAUAGCUAGCCAAGUUACAAGUAUGUAGCUAACAUUAGCUAGUUCUUGUUUUGUGCUAGGUAAUUGCCGAGUAAGUCUCUCCGUGUAACUGCGUUCUACCGUGCUCUAGGUAGUUAGUUUGUCUAUGAAACGGGCUGUAUCGCCGACAUAGUGGUAGUUAUUGCACUGUAUUUGUUGGGUCUCUGGCUAAAGCUACGAUCUCCCUCUCAAACGAGGCCCAUGUGUUUGUAUCCAACGCCAUCUUGCUGGUUACAUGUUCUUUGUUAUGAACCGCCAAAAGUUCCCACUGGCGCGAGGGUGUACUUUUGGUCAGAUUGCUUGGACAAUGGCGCAACCAUGUGGCUUGCUCGUGAAUAACUUAAAAUUAAACCAAGCCAAAAGCAGACUUCACAUGCCAGCAAGUGUAUAUACUUUUCUCCUUUCCUCACUCAGAUUCGUUGAGUUCAGGGAACGGCAGAGAGGAGUACAAUCCUCAAGCCAACCCAGCCACCUGGGUGAGAAAGGAGUUGGAUGAGGAGACAGACAGUGGAAGCCCAAAUAGCAGUGAGCAUGUCUCCAGUUCUCAUCCAGAGGAGCUUACAAGUCUACAAGUUAUGGGGAGUGAGGACUGCACCCUGCAGUCAUUGCCCCCAUCUCCUCCAGAGAAAGCGGACAAGAAUACCCCCAAACAAAAAGCUCGGACUGCUUUCUCAACAGGCCAAAUGGAUGCCCUUACCCAUAGGUUUAACAUGCAGAAGUACCUCACCCCUGCUGAGAUGAAGACCCUGGCUGGACUGACUGGGCUAACUUACAAACAGGUGAGUUGAUAUAAGGCUACUUGCUGUGUUAUGAACAACUCGUGCUUCACAAAUGUAUCGAAUCAUACAGUUGGCUGGUAUUUGCUUCUUAUGAUGUUGACUAAUGUUUUUUCCUCUUUCAGGUAAAAACGUGGUUCCAGAAUCGCAGGAUGAAACUCAAGAGGCACCAGAAAGACGACAGCUGGGUAUUACCUGGCUACCCCAACCCUGGAUACCCCAACAUGCCACAGCACCCUCAGGUAAGUACAAUUAUAAUGCUCUGUAACCUAAUGUAGCAGGCGUUUAAAGAUGCCUGAGCAGUGUCCCCACAUGUUUUUCGGGGGAAACAGAUGUUGGGUUGAAAAUACUGUAUCCCUUAACUGGAAACAUCCACUUUCUGCGGACACUGUGGAGUGUAUGCGCUCUAACCCUGUCCAAUAGACAUUUUCCAUACCCAGUUAAGGCACUUGGCCUAUUUUUUUUGCAAUACUACAUUUAUAGUACACAUUGCUCAACCAGUUGUCUAGCUUGUGCAUCCUGUUGGUCAGUAACAGGGCGGCAAUAGGCUUGGACAUAGAGUGACUCGUCCACAAUGGAGACCUGUCCCUAGUCUGGACAAUGUCUUAAAGGCAGGACGAUACAUCACCACACAGCUGUGCUUUUGCUUCAUGCUUUGCUUCAUGCUGACCUUCUGUGAUAUUAACCACCUAUUUUUAUUUUUUUUAUAGUUUCAGGGUGAACCUCAAGCACAGAUCCAGGACCACACCAAUGCUCAACAGUUUCGAGAAGCCAUGUUAAGGAAGAGCCCUCAACAGAACCUGCCUUACUAUGCUGGUGGGUACCCUCGGCCAUCCUCUUCUCCCCCCCAGCCCCCUGCAAGGCCCCCGGGCAACUGGCCCCUGCCCCCAGCUGUGACUCACUAUGAGUACCCCAAUGGCUACAGCACCGCGAGGGGCUACAGCACGGGCAGUGUAAACCACAACACUAGCAUCAACAGUGACGACGGGAACGCCAUCAGCCCCAUGCGCAUGACCAUGAUGCAUAACUCUAGCCAGUAA
Messenger RNA from Coregonus sp. 'balchen', 2222 nucleotides. Lineage: Eukaryota; Metazoa; Chordata; Actinopteri; Salmoniformes; Salmonidae. The record is from the annotation of a GenBank genome assembly.